AUGACAUCAAUAACCAAAGACCCCUCCACCAGCGGCGCCAGCCCCGACUCCGACUCCGAGGACGAUUACAUGAAAAUGACUUUCGCCGACGAACCCUCCACAACAACCUCCAGCAAGAGUGGAAAGCCCAUCGAAACCUCUCUCCAGCGCCGCCUCCGCCUCCAGCGCGAAGGUGAGAUACGCGGCCGUGUCAAAUCCAAAGCCGAGCUCGCAGCCGAAGAGGAAGCCCGUCGGGAAGCCGCACUGUCAACCUCUCUGUUUAGCAAAUUCGUUCCUUCGCCAUCAACGGCACCCUCGAUCACUUCCCCUUCGUCAGCAACAGUACCGCCACCACCACCCACAGCAGCAAAAAGCAAAGGUCUAGCGAUGAUGGCCAAAAUGGGUUUCGUCCCCGGCAAUGCUCUAGGUGCUGGAGCCACGGAGGGUCGGACGGAACCCAUCAAAAUCAGCAUCAAAGAUGGGCGCGAGGGCAUCGGGCUGGAGAGCGACCGGAAACGCAAGAUGAGGGAGGCUGCCGAGGCGGCCGGGGAAAUGGCCAAGAAGGCCAGGGUGGAUGAGGAAGGGUAUCGCGAGCGUCUGAGGAGGGAGAGGGAGGAGGCGAGGCUGGAGAGACAGGUACUUGCUGCGCAGAAGGUGGCGGAGGGGAUGGAUGAGGAUCAUGAGAAUGAGGUGAGAGGUGCUGGUGAAAAGGGCAGUGGUGAGGGGGAAGUGCAGAAAAGUGAGGAGCAGGAUGAUACCAACGGCGGUAAUUCUCAAGCAAGGAGGAGGAGGACUCGUACCGACUCUUGCCGGCCCCUUCGCUCCAUUCCCGUUGUCUACCGCGGUCUCAUCCGCUCGCGCGAAGAGGCCAGGCGCGAGGCUCUGAUGCGGCAUGACCUGGAGCAGAGUAGCACUCUGUCGUCCACGCGACUACCUACGUAUGUCGAUGACGAGCUUGAUAUGGACGACAAACAUGCUCUGGGUAAGGAUACUACUCCCGUUCAUAGGCCAUGGAACACGUAUGUAAUGGCGGAGGAUCUCGAUGAAGAGGAUCCGGAACUGGAUGAGUUCAACACUCUCAGCCCUGACCAGCGGUUACGGCGCUUGGUGCAAUACAUGCGCAACAAGCAUCACUAUUGCUUCUGGUGUAAGGCUAAGUAUGAUGAUGCUGAGAUGGAUGGCUGCCCUGGGUUGACAGAGGAGGAACAUGAUUGA
Molecule: messenger RNA, 1194 nt
Organism: Neurospora hispaniola
Lineage: Eukaryota; Fungi; Ascomycota; Sordariomycetes; Sordariales; Sordariaceae
Exons: 1
Coding region: 1-1194 (397 amino acids)
Cellular component (GO): kinetochore
Molecular function (GO): nucleic acid binding
Source: RefSeq, a predicted model, not a curated record